ACUGAAUUCCGUUGUGUCAUUUUAACAGGGAAGAAGGAAACUGCGAUCGAGAUGCACUGCAAGUAGCCUGGUGAUUUACAGAAGUGUCGGUUGGGGUUUGCGCUGUAAUCGCCACAUUCUCAGUUAAAGUGAAUCGUUUGAAUUGGAAAUGGCUGGAAAGAGACCCGCCGGUGGUGCCAUUGCACAACAAGGACCUGGAAAAAUGAGCUCCAUUCCCCUCUCUCGGUCCGAGGUGUUUGGAGAGCUGCGGAAGGAGCUGCAUGAGGAUGAGGAGUUCCGUCAGUCCGACGCUCACAUCUUCAUCAUCAUGGGAGCAUCGGGGGAUCUAGCCAAAAAGAAAAUCUACCCAACUCUAUGGUGGUUGUUUAGAGAUGGGCUCCUUCCUGAACAGACUCACUUUGUGGGCUUUGCCCGCUCUGACCUCACAGUGGAUGCCAUCAAAACUGCCUGCAUGCCCUAUCUGAAGGUGGCAGACUCUGAGGCUGAGCGGUUGUCUGUGUUCUUCAGCCGUAACUCUUAUGUCAGUGGGAAGUACGCGGAUGAGAGUGCCUUCUCCAACCUCCACACCCACCUGCUGUCCCUGCCCGGGGGUGGUGAGGCCAACCGCCUCUUCUACCUGGCCCUGCCGCCCAGCAUCUACCACGAUGUCACCAAGAACAUUAAGCACCACUGCAUGAGCACCAAUAGGGGCUGGAACAGGGUGAUUGUGGAGAAGCCGUUUGGUCGUGACCUGCAGAGCUCUGAGGAGCUGUCCACCCACCUCUCCUCCCUGUUUACUGAGGAUCAGAUCUACCGCAUAGACCACUACCUGGGCAAGGAGAUGGUGCAGAACCUCAUGGUCCUCAGGUUUGGGAACCGGAUCUUUGGGCCCAUCUGGAACAGGGACAGCAUAGCGUGUGUGGUCCUCACCUUCAAAGAACCCUUCGGCACCCAGGGCCGAGGCGGCUACUUUGAUGACUUUGGCAUUAUCCGUGAUGUCAUGCAGAACCACUUGCUCCAGAUGCUCUCUCUGGUUGCCAUGGAGAAGCCGGCCUCCACCAGCUCUGAUGAUGUCAGGGAUGAAAAGGUGAAGGUGCUGAAGUGCAUCGCCCCCAUUACCAUGUCAGAUGUGGUGUUGGGGCAGUACGUGGGCGACCCAGAGGGAGAAGGGGACGCCAAGCUGGGUUACCUUGAUGACCCCACUGUCCCCAAAGGCUCCACCCAGGCCACCUUUGCCACAGCUGUGCUCUACGUGCACAACGAGCGCUGGGAUGGUGUUCCCUUCAUCCUGCGUUGCGGCAAAGCCCUGAAUGAGCGGAAAGCAGAGGUCCGGUUGCAGUUCACCGACGUCCCGGGGGACAUCUUUGGCGCGCAGUGUCGUAGGAAUGAGCUGGUGGUGCGCGUGCAGCCCAACGAGGCCGUCUACGCCAAGAUGAUGAGCAAGAAACCAGGAGUGUACUUCCACCCCGAGGAGACGGAGCUAGACCUCACCUACAAGAGCAGAUACAAGGAUGUGAAGUUGCCAGACGCCUACGAGCGUCUCAUCCUGGACGUCUUCUGUGGCAGCCAGAUGCACUUUGUCAGAAGUGAUGAGCUGAGGGAAGCCUGGAGGAUCUUUACGCCUCUCCUUCAUCAGAUAGAGAAUGAGAAGAUUCCCCCCACACCCUACAAAUAUGGAAGCCGGGGUCCAACGGAAGCGGACGAGCUCUCAAAGAGGGUCGGUUUCCGAUACGAAGGAACAUACAAAUGGGUCAACCCCCACCGACUGUGAGAGACGGAGAGGAAGAGGGAUGGGUAGAGAAAGGAGGCAGGGUGGGGUAAAUGAGUAGCGUUACGUUGCAAUAUGUUUGAAUGUCUUCUUUGGGUCUGGUGGCUUCUACUAUUGCUCUUUCCUUUCCAGACCUGUCACGGCAACCGCCAAGAAAGACUAGGAAAUAUGGAAAGGAAGCUAUUUAAUAGUAUUGGAGCAUAGCCUAGGUCUCAGGUACUACAUUAAUGCUCUGGUGUCACUUGUAUCUGUCAGGUCUUAACUAGGGAGGGAGGAGGUGUCUAACCACUGGGGAGCAAGGGAAGAGCGAGCGAACACUAGCCCAAUUCUGUUUCAAUUCUGAACACUAGCCCAAAUCCAUCUCAUCAUGGAUUCAGAAGCUGUGGUUGCGAUCCGAUUCUCUACCCUUCACCCAGGAGUGUGCACUUACUUCCAACAUACUCAUCACACCAGUCUAUCCCAUAAGGGGGGGGUACAAGUGCAAACUUCGGACUGGGAGAGUGGUAGAGAAUAGGACUGAUUCCCUUGAAUGGGUGGGCUGGAGAGGUUUCCACUUUCUUCAGUACACACUUCAGGCAGAAGGGAGAGAAACAGAAUUAGGCUACUCUUAGACAAAACAUUCUACAGCUCUGUGAUCAGCUAGUGAUCAUAGCUACCAAAAGUUAGACCUGGGUGUUUUUACAUGGAGACUGAGAACAAAACAUGGAUUAACCUGUUUUAAUGGUGGGAAUUACAAUGAAUGUCUACUAUCCUCUGCUAUUAUCACCUGUAUUAAAGGGGUACUUUGAGAUUUUGGCAAUGAGGCCAAAACUUGUGGAUAUGGUUAUGUCUGUGUUCAGUAUGAAGGAAGUUAGAGGUAGACAAGCAUAUGCUACCACCAGGAUCAACCAGGUAUCUGCUAUUAUGCUAGUAGAUACUUAUAGACUUUGUCAUUGCGCUAACGUUAGUUAACAUUUGCUUGCCCGACUACCUCCAACGUCCUUCAUACUGGACAGACACACAUGGUAGCCAUGAGUCCAUCUGACUCUGGGUGCCUCAUUGCCAAAAUCCCAAAGUAUCCCUUUAACAGAUUAAGGUUUUUUCUAUUAAUGUAAUCUUUUUGUUUUUCUUAUGCUAUUUUGGACCAAGCAAAAUCAUGAUUGCAUAAUAAUUGUGUUGAAGUGGGUUUAAAGCAUGGUGGUUGAAUGCAGGGGUCAAUAUUUUCUGCAGGCAGUUUCCUCUCCAAUUUCUUACAAAGCUAAAUUGUACAAGAACAAGGCUUUAGUGUGCUUAAUUCCAAGAAAAGAGCUGUGACUUUCAUUCCUUUUUGUUUACAUUUUCAGGCCUAUUAAGUUACUGAUGUUUGUUUAGAAACAAAGUCUGUCACAGGGUCAACAUAUGAUGCCAUCUUUAUAAUGACGUACUUUAUUGCUAUAGACCGAACAUUCAUGUUAUAUUUCCAAAAUUGCAAUAAACCAGUAAUUUCUUCAGUG
Molecule: messenger RNA, 3219 nt
Organism: Oncorhynchus mykiss (rainbow trout)
Lineage: Eukaryota; Metazoa; Chordata; Actinopteri; Salmoniformes; Salmonidae
Gene: g6pd
Product: glucose-6-phosphate dehydrogenase
Biological process (GO): pentose-phosphate shunt, oxidative branch; glucose metabolic process
Cellular component (GO): cytosol
Molecular function (GO): glucose-6-phosphate dehydrogenase activity; NADP binding
Source: RefSeq, a predicted model, not a curated record